AUGUUAAAUUUAUUACCCUUGAGGAAUGCAGCUAAUUCCCUUCUUUAUGGUAAAACUGGUCUACAGAGGAUUAGAGUCGGGAAGCAAGCCAAGGUCAUUGAGGUGGAUACAUCCUCCAUAGAUGAGAUUUAUAGCCAUUCAAGAGAUGACGUUACUCUCCACAACAACUUCGUUCCCCUAAAACACAAAAAUUUCAUGGAAUACAAACUUGUUGCAUAUCACUUGAUUGAAGCCUUUGAAAACCCCGAGAGAAGCUUCAAAACCACUCUCGGAGGAAUCGCAUUUUUCGACAAACUAAAGAAUCUCUACUCCAAAAAGAUGUUACAAACUGAGCUUGACGCGCUUCUAAACACGAAACAAACAUCCACUUCCUUUCCAAUUCAGGGAAAGAAUAUAUAA
Molecule: messenger RNA, 399 nt
Organism: Theileria annulata
Lineage: Eukaryota; Apicomplexa; Aconoidasida; Piroplasmida; Theileriidae
Exons: 3
Coding region: 1-399 (132 amino acids)
Source: RefSeq, a predicted model, not a curated record